Oncorhynchus kisutch (coho salmon) is the source of this 2545-nucleotide messenger RNA. RefSeq names its product NLR family CARD domain-containing protein 3. Lineage: Eukaryota; Metazoa; Chordata; Actinopteri; Salmoniformes; Salmonidae. The record is from RefSeq and is a predicted model, not a curated record. The transcript is spliced from 3 exons. The coding region runs from base 365 to 2545 and encodes 726 amino acids.
UCCUGACUAGCCCAGCCUAGGCAUAGCCCGUUUCCAAUUAUUCUGCUUCAAGGGUCUAUUAUAUUCAUUAACAUCAUGGAUAGGUCUAUUGUUGACCUAUUUAAAUAGGCUAUAGACAAAUACGAGAACGAGGCUAUUAUCGGUUAAUGUCCCACAAAAAGAGUAAGUAACUUUGACGUUAACUUCAAAAUUCGCAAAUAGCGCUCAACAAGGAAGUAAAAACGAAAGGCCAUCAAAAGAAUGCCAGACGAAGAAACAAUUAUCAGGGCGAGGACACUGACUGUCUGAUAUCAUGGAUCAGACUCCUCAGUCUCUCUAUGUCUCUCUGUCUCUCUCAGGGGGAGGACACUGACUGUCUGAUAUCAUGGAUCAGACUCCUCAGUCUCUCGCUCCAGUCCAGCAUUCUGGUCCUUCGUCCUCCAUUACUCCUCAACCUGCCCCUACACCGUCCUCCAUCAUGGCUCAACCUGCUCAUCCACCGUCCUCCAUUAUGGCUCAGGGUGGUUCUGUUGUCGCUGCACCCCAACUUGUUGGCUGCAGUGUUGCAGGUUCAGUUUAUCAACACAUCAGUGUUACUAUACCUUCGCACGGUGCUGAUGAAGAUCUGCCAAAAGUCAAGGACAAACACAAGUCCAACAUGAAGAAGAAGUUUGGGAGCAUCUUUGAGGGGCUUGGAAAACGGGGAAACCCAACAUUGCUUGACAAGAUCUACACAGAGCUCUACAUCACAGCUGGAGAGAGUGAAGGGGUUAAUAAGGAGCAUGAGGUAUGGCAGAUUGAAGAUACGGCUCGGACCAAAGCAUUUCAAGACGAUGCAAUCAACUGCAAUGACAUCUUUAGAUCUUUAGACCCUAAGACAGAGGAACAUAAUGACAAAUCCCAAUCCAGACAAGAGGUACCCAUCAGAACUGUGCUGACAAAGGGCAUCGCUGGCAUCGGAAAAACUGUCUCAGUGCAGAAGUUCAUCCUUGACUGGGCAGAAGGAAUAGCCAAUCAGGAUGUAGAUUUUGUCUUCACACUUCCAUUUAGGGACUUGAAUUUGAUCAAAGAUGACUGCAAUCUCUUGAAACUCCUGAGUGACUUCCACCCUGAACUAACAGAUAUGCAGGACGCAAAAAAGGUGGUCAACGGUAAAGUUGUAUUCAUCUUUGAUGGCCUCGAUGAAAGCCAACUUCAAAUGUGUUUCCAUAACAACAAGAGGUUGUCUAAUGUAACUGAGAAAACAUCAGUGGACAAGCUGCUGACAAACCUCAUCAAGGGGAAUAUGCUUCCUGAAGCUCUCCUCUGGAUAACCUCCCGACCAGCAGCAGUUGAUAAGAUACCCUCUGACUGUUUUGACCGUGUCACUGAAGUUCGAGGAUUCAACGACCCACAGAAGGAAGAAUACUUCAAGAAGAGAUUCAGUGAUGAUGAGAACCUGGCCAGCAAAAUUAUCUCCCACAUAAAGACAUCAAGAAGCCUCCACAUCAUGUGCCACAUACCGGUCUUCUGUUGGAUUACUGCCAUGGUUCUUGGGAAAAUGUUGAGUGAAAAUGACCAUGGAAAACCCCCUAAAACUUUGACUGAGAUGUACAUACGCUUCCUACUCACCCUGACAAACAUGAAGAACAAGAAGUACCAUGGGGAAAACCAACCAGAUCCUCGUAAUCUGUCAGAGUCUGACGUACAGAUCAUUCUGAAACUUGGAAGGCUUGCCUUCCAAAACCUGGCAAAGAGCAAUUUGGUGUUUUCUGAAGACCAUUUGAGAGAGUGUGGCAUUGAUGCCAAUGAAGCCUUCUUGCUCUCAGGGAUGUGCACAGAGAUCUUCAGAGAGGAGGAUCCAAUGUUUCAAGCAAAGAUGUACAGCUUUGUGCAUCUCACCAUUCAAGAGUUCUUCGCAGCACUCUAUGUUGCUUACUCAUAUGCCAGUGAAAAUGUCAACCCAUUGAGUUUAAGAGACUGCCAAGAGUUACCAAGAACAAAUGACAGGGAUGAUGGCUACAGGGAUGAUGGCUACAGGAAUGAUAGCUGGAGCGAGGAUGAAGACUACAGGCCACAACACAGAGGUUCUGAGCAGCAGCAGAAAACAUUGCAUGACUUGCAGAGGAGUGUUGUGGAUAAAGCGUUGAGCAGCAAGACCGGUCACCUAGACCUCUUCCUCCGCUUCCUUCUGGGCAUCUCACUGGAGUCCAAUCAGAUCCUCUUGAAAAGCCUAAAGCUCCAGACAAAGGGAGACACAGAGAGCAUCCAGAAGACCAUUCAGUACAUCAAGGAUAGGCUUUCAGACGAAAAACAAAGACAAUAUCCCUCCCCAGAGAGGUGCAUCAAUCUCUUCCACUGUUUGAAUGAGUUGAACGAUACCUCAUUCGUGAGUGAAAUCCAAAGGUUCUUGACAUCCCAAAACCCUGAGAAGAAGCUGACGCCUGCACAGUGCUCGGCGAUGGCAUACGUACUCUUGAUGUCAGAGGAAGUGUUGGACAAACUGGACCUGAAAGUGUACAACACGUCAGAUGAGGGGCGUAAGAGGCUGGUCCCAGCUGUUCGAUGCUGCCGAAAGGCCAUGUGA